Messenger RNA from Capsicum annuum, 1418 nucleotides. RefSeq names its product polygalacturonase. Gene Ontology annotation, biological process: carbohydrate metabolic process. Bases 49 to 1218 code for a protein of 389 amino acids. The record is from RefSeq and is a predicted model, not a curated record. NCBI's taxonomy places the organism in Eukaryota, Viridiplantae, Streptophyta, Magnoliopsida, Solanales, Solanaceae. Gene Ontology annotation, molecular function: polygalacturonase activity. The transcript is spliced from 4 exons.
UUGAAUCUCUCAAAAAGAUUAAAUUUGUAGCAAUUUCUCCUAAGCAGAAUGAGUCCCUUAGUAAUUGUUCCACUUCUCUUCAGCCUCUUCCUCAACUUAUCAUUAGCAGAAAAUACCAUCAAUGUCCAAAAUUAUGGAGCAAAAUCCAAUGGAAAAACUGAUUCAUCAAAAGCCUUUGUGAAUGCAUGGGCAGUAGCCUGUUCUUCAACAAGCCCGACCACUAUUUAUGUGCCACGUGGAAAUUACUUGAUUCGCACUGCAUACUUCAAUGGCCAAACAUGCAAGAGCAAGGCUAUUAAUAUACGCAUUGAUGGGACUCUCUUAGCUCCCUCUGAUUAUAAUGUUAUUGGCAAUGCCGAAAAUUGGAUAAAAUUUGAAAAAGUCACUGGAGUUUCUAUCUACGGUGGAACCUUUGAUGGCCAAGGUUCUGGCCUUUGGGCUUGCAAGAACUCUCACAAGAAUUGCCCUAAGGGGACUACGGCUUUGACUUUUUACGAUUCAAACAACAUUAUACUGAGUGGAGUAACUACACAAAAUAGCCAAAUGUUUCAUAUUUUGAUAGAUACAUGUCAUAAUGUGAAGCUACAAGGAGUGAAGAUAUCGGCUCCUGGAAAUAGCCCGAACACUGAUGGAAUUCAUGUAAAGUUAUCGACAGGAGUAAGCAUUAUGAACUCACAUAUUGGUACUGGAGAUGACUGUAUCUCUAUUGGCCCUGGAAAUUCUAACUUAUGGAUUGAAGGCAUUGCAUGUGGCCCUGGACAUGGAAUUAGCAUUGGAAGCUUAGGCUGGAAAAUAGAAGAAUCAGGAGUUCAAAAUGUGACAGUUAAGACCGUGACUUUCACUGAAACAACAAAUGGUGUGAGAGUGAAGACUUGGGCAAGGCCUAGCAAUGGCUUCGUCAGACAUGUUCUCUUUCAGCACAUUGUUAUGAUUAAUGUUCAAAAUCCAAUCAUCAUAGACCAAAAUUACUGCCCUAAUCAUGAACCUUGUCCUCGUCAGGGCUCAGGCAUACAGAUAAGUGAUAUAACAUAUCAAGACAUACAUGGAACAUCGGCUACGAAAACUGCAGUGAAACUUGAUUGUAGUAAAACCAAUCCAUGCAGCAGCAUAAAACUUGAAGACUUGAAUCUUAGUUACAAAGGUCAAUCGACUGAAGCUUCAUGCAUUAAUGCUAGAGGAAGAGUUUCUGGUUUAGACAAACCUACCAAUUGCUUAUAAAAGUAUUAGAUAAUAAUUUAUUUGUAUAAUAUCAUACAGUACUACAUUCACAAAAAUUAAACUAAAGUUAUGUGUAUAUUACCAAAAGUAUUCGAUUGUAAUGUUGAAAAUUCAGUAUGUACCUCAUGUAUCAAUUUAUGUUGAAUGAAAUGUACCAGUACCGUAUUCUAAUAUUUAUGAAAAGAACCACUAAUUUGGCA